GGGAAGGGCCUCCAUUCUUCUCCCCCAAAUUCUGAAAUCUAGCCGUUACACGAAAUCCCCAUCUCCUCCUCCCCGAGAUCUACGCCCAUAACUUAACUCCAUCCUCAUCUACUACUACCCCCGUUCCGAUUCGCGCAUUCCCGAGAACAAACGACACAUAGAUUUCAGAGGAAAAACAAAUCAGACACAGAGAUUUCCCCUCGGCUGCCCUGUGAUUCCGAUCGCUCUACCACAUGGCGACGGCGGCGGCGAGGUCCCCGUCCCCGGGCCAGGCGAGGCCCUGCUCCGCCAUGAGGAGGAGCGCCGACUCCAGCCCCUUCAAGCCCGCAGAUUGUCCGCACAGGACCGCCUCCAUCUCCAAGGGCGGCGCCGUCUGCGGCUGCCACGCCUCGCCGCGGCGGAGGUCCUUCGGGGAGAAGGAGAACGACCAGCAGCGGGACGCCGCCGCCGCCAGGACCACCCCCAAGCCCGCGCGCGCCUCGGGCCCGAAGAACUUCAUGUCGCCCACCAUCUCCGCCGCGUCCAAGGCCGUCGCGGCGGCCUCCUCCCCCUCGCCGAGGAAGAGGGUGCUCGGGGAGCGCAACGAGGAGGCGCACCUCUUCGCCCCGUUCUCCCCCGCCAACCUCGCGCACAAGCCCAAGGCAACACCACCGCCCGAGCCGGGCUCCGCGCGCCGCCUCCGCCUCUCCUUCGACGGACCUGCGCCUCCCGCGGCCGCCGCCUCGUUCGGUGAAGAGGACGCGGGGAUGGAGAAGGAGAACCACCACCACGCGAUUGCGGCGGCCGAUUCGGUGGACGCGGCGGAGCCGUCCCGCGCCGCGCUGUACGACCCCAAGACCAACUACACCUCGCCGAGGCCCCGGUUCCUGCACUACAGGCCCAACCCCCGCAUCGACAUGUACCGGCACGGCGGCAGCGCCGCCAGGCGGCUCGACGAGGGCUUGGCCUCCUCCGAGAGUAGCGAGGAGUCCCUCGCCACCACCACGGACGAUGACAUCACGGAGGAGGAACAGGAGCAAGCGCAGCAGCAAGUACCGGAGGAGCAAUCAGCUCUGGCAGCUGCUCCAUCUGAGGCGGCUGCAGUUCCUGCCGCCGUGUCCUGCGUCCUCCCACAGGAACCAGCGCCGGGUGCUCCGACGCUUGCAUCGGAGCCUGUGAUGAUGUCCCCACCGGCUCGCGUCUUGGCAUCGGAGCAGCCCAGGGCUUCUCCUCCGCGAACUGCUGUUGUGACAUUGGAGCCUGCGGCGGCCACGUCCCCGCCGGCUCGCGUCCUGGCAACGGAGCCUCGUGCGACCUCUCCGCCAGCUCGUGCGCUGACGCCAGAGCCGGAGCCUGGGGUGAGCUCCGCGCUGACGCCAGAGAAGAAGAAGAAGAGAUCUAUGCUGAGGUUCAUGUUCCCCCUUGCUCUGAUUCUGUUCGUGGCUGCUGCCUUCGCGAGCGUGUCGUUGCCGCCAGAUUCUCCGAUCAUGGCAAACCCCGCCGUGUCGAAGGUGUCGAGCUUUCUUUCAGUUCAAGAAUUGCAUCCUGUGGAGUUGGCUGCUUGGCUCAAGCAAUGGUCGAGCAGUUCGUUGGAUUCGGUCACGUCCUACUGGGAGGAGGCUUUCACUUCUACUACGCAAGAGCAAGAGUAUUUCGGUCCGCACUUUGCUGCCAAUUUCAGUGCUGCAUCUGCAGAUGCGGAUCAUGGUGCUGAUUUCUACUACAACUUUGCUGAAGCGAUGCCAAGUGAUGAUGAACCUAUUGGUGCCAGUGUCUUGGAAGAGCAGUUGAAGAUCCAGGAUGGUGUUUCAGCAAGUGACUUGACUGCACUACUGCCAGAGGGCGAUGUUGUAUUGGAAGAAGAAUCACUUGAUGAUGAUGCAGUUGAAGAAGAGGCUGAUGCAUCAGAAUACUACGAGGUAGUAGAAGAGCUUGGUGUUGAAUUAUCAGAAGAAGCCCCAGGUAGCAAUGGUGCCAGUUUCUUGGAGGAGCAGUUGAACAUCCAGGAUGCUGACUUGAUGAGUGCACAGACAGAGGGUAAUGCUGUAAUGGACGAAGAAUCAAUUGAUGCUGCAGUAGCAGAGGAGCUUGAUCUUGAAAUGUCAGAAGAAGCUCCUGAUAACUAUGGUGAAGAGAUGGCAUCCUUCAGUCAGAAUUCGGACAUCCCCUCUGAACCUACUGGAGAGCCAGAGCAAGAUGUUGAGACUGAUGAGUCCCAGGACGAUCACACUAAUGGCAAGGAGGGUGAGGAGGUGUAUCGUGGUCUGAAGCCGGAUUCGAGUAUGUGGCCAAGCUACAUGGACAAAAUCUCAAAGCCUGCAGCAGGUGUUGCUCUUCUUGUUGUCAUUCUGUCAGCUGGCAUUGCUGUCUUUUCUAUGAGGAAGAAGCAAACACAGGUUGUAUCAACUUCCAGUGCAGCAGUUGAGGAACCUGAGCAGCCUGCCAGUGCACCAGCUCGGGAACCUGAGCAGGCUGAACAUCAAUCUGUUGAGGAUCACCACCUUGUCAAGCCUUCACAGUCUGUUUCAGGGAGCAGCGAGGGCCACGUUGUGAGGCCUUCACAGUUUCAGAGUUCCAUGGUAGAAGAAACUGAAAGAUUUGGCGAUUCUGUUUCUCAGUAUAGCAGCAGUUUGUCUUCUGGCCAAGGCAGGAGGAGGAAGACCAUAGAGGAAGAGAACCUCACUCUUGAGCCAGCAUCCAGGAGAGAAUCGACGGCACAUUCCACAUCAUCCUAUGGUAGUUUCACUACCUUUGAGAAGAUCAAUGCCAAGAAAAAGAAUAAGGAGGACGAGGCGAUGACCCCAGUCCGACGUUCCAGCAGGUUGCGGACUGUUAAAUCACCGGAGGCAUAGGCUUAGUGCUCUAACUACUUUGUAGGGGACGUAACUCGUAGAGGCACUUCAGCUUCCUGCUCCGUUCCACCUUCGUGUUGGACAGAAGUAUACGAUAAAUGACAGCUUUCUGCUGUUAUUUUCUACAAAAUAGGAUUAGGAUUUGUGUUUCCAGUUUGAAAUUGCUUAAAAUUGCAUAAGUGAUUGUAGACUCUUGUGUUGUUCUGUAUUUGAGAUUGAGAUGAACGUUCUUAUGAAUCUAUGUAGUUAUGUUUCCUACUGAAA
Molecule: messenger RNA, 3095 nt
Organism: Lolium perenne
Lineage: Eukaryota; Viridiplantae; Streptophyta; Magnoliopsida; Poales; Poaceae
Source: RefSeq, a predicted model, not a curated record